Molecule: messenger RNA, 748 nt
Organism: Stegostoma tigrinum
Lineage: Eukaryota; Metazoa; Chordata; Chondrichthyes; Orectolobiformes; Stegostomatidae
Product: cathepsin L2-like
Exons: 5
Biological process (GO): immune response
Cellular component (GO): lysosome
Molecular function (GO): cysteine-type endopeptidase activity
Source: RefSeq, a predicted model, not a curated record
UGUGGACUCGUGUCUAUCCUGGCUGUGGCCUCAACACUGGAUGAAGACUGGAAGAACUGGAAAUCACAGCAUGAGAAACAGUACACUGAGGAUGAAGAGGCCGACAGGAGAAUGGUCUGGGAGAACAAUAUGAGAUACAUCGAACAACAUAACCUGGAGUACUCGAUGGGGAAACACACAUUUACUGUGGGAAUGAACCAGUUUGGAGAUCUGACCAAUGAAGAGUUUAAUGAACUCGUGAGUGGAAUGGUCCAAAUUGAUGCUGAUAACCUGACUGCACCGGAAGUUGAUGAAAGAGAUGAAAUUAAUGAAGGUGAAGCUGUUGACUGGCGUAAAAAAGGUUUAGUUACUCCAGUAAAAAACCAGCAACAAUGUCGUGCUUCCUGGGCUUUCAGUGCACUUGGUGCUGUUGAAGGACAGUGGGCAAAGACGUAUGGAAGACUGGUUUCUCUGAGUGAACAGAGCCUGAUUGAUUGUGACAAAGGAAAUGGUGGAUGUCGUGGUGGAUUGCUAGCGAGAGCCUUUCGAUAUCUGAUUAGAAGAAGAGGCAUCAACUCUGCUGAGGCCUACCCUUACACAGGACAGGUUGGAUUCUGCAGACAUCACAGAACUAAAAUUGUUGCCAGAAUCAUUAACUGUAAACGUAUAAGAGAAGGCGAAAUUAAUUUGGCAAAAGCAGUGAGAGACGUAGGACCAAUCUCUGUUGUGAUUUAUUCAGGCCUAAAGACCUUCCAGUUUUAUGAACAAG